UGUAUCUUUAGGUAUUUAAAUACAAGUCAACAAUUUGUACAUUUUCGGGUAGUUAUAACAUUUAUUGGUUAACCAACCAAAUACAAAACCGCCUGGAUCUGUCACUGAACGAUGUAACUUCAACCUACUUUAUUUGAUCAUGUAAUGUUUUCAUCUCAUAGCCAUUUGAGGGUAGAUUUUGUUUAAAGAUACAGAGUUAUAUGUACGGCCGUUUUAAAUCUAAAACAAUCGCGCAAUACGUAAGUAGUGCAUUUGGCUUUCAUGAAAUAAGUACUUGCAUUCGUUUAUAUUUUUCUAUGUGGGUACUUUGUACAGUCUAGUUUUCAUUUGACAUGAAGAUUUUUUCAGUCUACCCUGAUCACAAAUGUAUGGAUGUGUAAUUAACAAAAUCGUUUCGUGUAUUUAAACAAUUUUAUUACUUAGUAGUAGUGACGGACGAUAUUUCAUCUCUAUUAGAUAUCCACGAUGGCGCCAAGCGUAGCUGGUUACUACGCCAACAAGAGCAUCUUCAUCACGGGAGCCACCGGUUUCCUCGGCAAGGUUUUAGUGGAAAAACUUCUUCGAUGCUGUCCAGAGCUGGAGGCGAUAUACUUGCUGAUGAGGGCUAAGAAAGGGCAGAGCUGUGAACAGAGGCUUGAAGGCUUUCUUAAGUGUUCGGGAUUUAAUCGUCUUCACGAACAGAAUCCACAGUGCUUCAAGAAACUCCGUCUGGUCCCUGGAGACAUAUUAGCAGACGGUUUGGGAAUAUCAGACGACCUUCGCGAGAAACUGCGGAUGGAGUGCCAGAUCAUCUUCCACUGUGCGGCUUGCGUGAGGUUCGACAUGCCGAUCAAGGAUGCUACCGUCCUCAACGUGCGUGGGACCCAGCGUGUCUUAGACCUGACAGAGGGCAUGACGCAGCUCGAGGUAUUCGUGCACGUGUCCACCGCAUACUGCCGCAGCGAGCUGCCCGAGCUGGAGGAGCGGGUGUACGCGGCCGUCCACAAGCCUCAGGACGUCAUGAGAUGCAUUGAGUGGAUGGAUGAUGAACUGCUAGCACAUUUGCAGCCCAAAUUGAUACACCCCCAGCCGAAUACCUAUGCGUACACUAAGUCACUGUCGGAGUCGUUGGUUGCGCAGUACGAAGGAAAGUUUCCCAUCGUCAUAGCGAGGCCGUCCAUCGUGGCAGCAGCCCUGAAAGAGCCCCUGCCGGGCUGGGUGGACAGCCUGAGCGGCGCCACCGGGCUCCUCGUGGGCGCCGGCAAGGGCGCCAUACGGACCAUAUUCACGAAAGAGGCGCUCACCUGCGACAUCAUUCCCGUCGACUUUGUAGUCAACGGGUGUUUACUCUCCGCGUUUAACACGGGGAUCAAUAAGCCAAAAGACAUACAGGUAGUGAAUUUGACGGUAUCUAGAAGGAACCCGGUGACCGUCGGAGAAUUGAUCGAUAUGGGCCGCGUGCACGUGCAGGAGUUCCCCUUCUCCCAAUGCCUGUGGUACCCCGGCGGCUCGCAGAAGACCUCGCGUCUCCAUCAUCAGGUCGCGCUGCUGCUCACACACCUGCUGCCAGCAUAUUUGCUGGAUCUGAUGCUCAUGCUGCUGGGCCAGAAAACUUUUAUGGUAAAGAUGCAGCACCGCAUUAGCGCCGGACUGGAAACAUUUCAAUACUACUGGCUGAACGAGUGGCACUUCCACAAUGGGAACUUCCUCGCGCUGCGGGAACAAGUCUCCAAGGAGGACGAUGAGACUUUCUACACCGAUAUCAAGAUGGUGAACUGGAACUCUUAUAUCCGUGACUACAUUUUCGGCGCCCGCACGUACUGCUGCCAGGAGGACCCGGCCACUCUACCACAAGCCAGGAUACUGCAAAAAAGAUUGUACUACCUGGACUGGGCCGCCAAGAUCAUCUUCUGCUCGCUGUGUGCAUACUUCUUAUUCUACUAUAUCAGAAUAUUUUGAUCAGUCAUGUAAACACAGUCUGAAAGUGAUGCGUCAUCUCGAACAUUAUACGUCGGCAAAUCGUGACGACUUUAUGCGUUCCUCGGCAAUCAAAACGUUUGUUAGUAAAUAUUUAUAAAUUAUUAUAUUUAUAUCAGAAUAAAUACUCAAUGAAGUUGUA
Messenger RNA from Cydia pomonella (codling moth), 2098 nucleotides. Its product is annotated as putative fatty acyl-CoA reductase CG5065. NCBI's taxonomy places the organism in Eukaryota, Metazoa, Arthropoda, Insecta, Lepidoptera, Tortricidae. Gene Ontology annotation, cellular component: peroxisome. Bases 466 to 1938 code for a protein of 490 amino acids. The transcript is spliced from 12 exons. Gene Ontology annotation, molecular function: alcohol-forming very long-chain fatty acyl-CoA reductase (NADP+) activity. Gene Ontology annotation, biological process: long-chain fatty-acyl-CoA metabolic process. The record is from RefSeq and is a predicted model, not a curated record.